Messenger RNA from Symbiodinium sp. CCMP2456, 1194 nucleotides. Lineage: Eukaryota; Dinophyceae; Suessiales; Symbiodiniaceae. The record is from the annotation of a GenBank genome assembly.
AUGCCGAUGCCGCUCGACCGCCAACCGCCGCUCCGCCUCGUCGCCGUCGCGGCCGACGUGCGUCGUGCGCGGUCGCUGGCGGCGAGUGUGGCGUCGGCGUUUGACGCGGCGGAACCGGUGCUGGUGGCGACGGUGGCCGAGGCCCUGGCUGCGCUGCGUCGCGAGCCGUUCGACGCUCUGGUGGCGUUGCACGAGCCGCCAAUGGUCGACGCCUUGGUCCUCGCCCGCGCGUUGCGUGGGGCAGGGGACGAAACGCCGGUCGCGAUUCUUGGCGCUGCGCGGGCGAUCGACCUGGAAGCGGCGGCUUGGAACGCGGGCGCCGAUGAGUACGCCUGUCUUGCCGAGACGACCGCCGCCCAACUCGCCGGCCGGAUGCGGCGGGCGAUUGAGGCGCGCGAGCGGCUCCGUCAGAUGCGGCGGGCGUUGCUCGCCGAGCAACAGCAGCUCACCCGCGACGAAGAGCAGUCCCGGCGGCUCGUCGAGUCGCAGCAGCGUUUGGUGGCGGAGUUGCGGAUGCUUCCUGAUCAGCCGCCGGCCAAUGUCGUGACGACACUCCGACUCAAUCGCGACGCGGGCGCCGCUUACUCCGAUCUUGUACGGCGGGCGGUGGUUUCCGGCUCGCCACGGAGCGACGAACUGACGCGACUCGCGGAUGACCUCGCCGACGUGGGCAUCACCGGCCCGCGGCUCUUGGAGCUGCAUCUGGCGGCGGUGAAUGACACGGUCGCCGGACUGGCCCCUCGGGCGGCCCAGGCGGUCCGUGACGAGGCCGAUCGGCUCCUCUUUGAAGCGGUCGUUCACUUGGCCGAGGCUUACCGGGCCGACCGCGGCGACGACGCCACCACCGUCGCCGAACUCCGUCAGCUUGUCGAAGACUUCGUCGCCGAGCGCGACUGGUCGCGUUAUCAUUCGCCAAAGAACCUGGCGAUGUCGAUCGCGAUCGAAGCGGCCGAGCUGAUGGAGCACUUUCAGUGGCUCGACCCGGCCGAAGCCCAGGCCGUCGUCGCCGACCCAACAAAGCGUGCCGCCGCCGCAGAAGAACUGGCCGAUGUGGUGGGCUACUGCUUCGCGAUGUCGGGCGCGCUGGGCGUGGACCUCUCGCAAACCGUGCGGGCCAAAAUGCGCCGCAACCAUGAGAAGUACCCGGCGGCGGUGUUCCGCGGGAAGCCGAGUUAUGAGCGCCCGAAGGAUUAG